Molecule: messenger RNA, 285 nt
Organism: Prunus armeniaca (apricot)
Lineage: Eukaryota; Viridiplantae; Streptophyta; Magnoliopsida; Rosales; Rosaceae
Source: the annotation of a GenBank genome assembly
AUGUCGGAGAUUUCAACGUUAGAGAUUUCAAUGAUCUCAAGUGGGAUGAGUCGGUAUUGUACCUGUGGGACAAAGAUAAUUCGUCGGACUUUGUGGACAGAUUUGAACCCAGGAAGAGGGUUCGAUGCUUGUGAUAAAAAUUGGUGGGUGGAUAAUGAAACUUUUCCAGGAGGCAAACAAGUGGUCCCUGGUUUGCUUAGAAGACUUAGAGCAAUGGAGGAGGAAGGUAGAGCAAAGGAAGAACAAUUGAGAUCUGUGGAAGAAAAAAAGAAAGAACUGCAGUAG